GGCCACAUCGCUUUUGCUUCGUUUAUAAUUCUUUUACCGCUCUCCAUCUUCUCUGUUCACUGACUAAAAUCAUUCCAACUACUCGAUUCAUCAUCUCCAUUCAAUGAAUAACACCUGAAAAAUGCCGUUCCUAUUUUCACAUUAACGCUCUUCUCCAAUUCUUCUUCAUCAUCACUUUUCAGUUUCAGGUGUUUGCAGAUUUGCUCUGAUAUUUCAACUGUGACAAAAUAAUAUCUGGAUUGAAAUCUGUUUGAUAAAGAAAAGGUGGUCUUAUAGCUCAUAAGAUGGAAAAUUAUGAGAUUUUGGAGCAGGUGGGGAAAGGUUCCUUUGGCUCUGCACUACUUGUAAGGCAUAAACAAGAAAAGAAGAAAUAUGUUAUGAAAAAAAUUCGCUUAGCUCGCCAGACAGAGAGAACACGCAGAUCUGCCCACCAGGAGAUGGAACUGAUCUCAAGAAUACAAAGUCCAUUUGUGGUGGAAUACAAAGAUUCCUGGGUGGAAAAGGGAUGCUACGUGUGCAUUAUUAUUGGGUAUUGUGAAGGAGGUGAUAUGGCAGAUGCUAUUAAGAGAGCUAAUGGUGUUCUUUUCCCUGAGGAGAAGCUUUGUAAGUGGCUAGUUCAACUUCUGAUGGCACUUGAUCACUUGCAUACGAACCAUAUAAUUCACCGUGAUGUCAAGUGCUCAAAUAUUUUUCUGACUAAAGAGCACGAUAUACGUCUAGGUGAUUUUGGUCUUGCUAAAAUACUGUCUUCGGAUGAUCUUGCUUCCUCUGUGGUGGGUACCCCAAGUUAUAUGUGUCCCGAGCUUCUUGCUGAUAUACCCUAUGGUUGUAAAUCAGACAUCUGGUCUUUGGGUUGCUGCAUGUAUGAAAUGACUGCUUACAAGCCGGCAUUCAAAGCAUUUGAUAUGCAAGGUCUAAUUAACAAAAUUAACAAAUGUAUAGUUGCUCCACUUCCCACCACGUAUUCUGGUGCAUUCCGUGGCCUUAUUAAGAGUAUGCUAAGGAAAAACCCAGAACUCAGGCCAAGUGCUGCAGAUUUACUCCGACAUCCCCAUCUUCAACCCUAUGUGUUAAAAAUCUUUCUGAAUUCUGACAGCCCUAGACAGCACAAGUUCCACGCCCAGCCCUCUAAUUCAAACUAUGUAAAGAAAAAAAGAUAUUCUGAGCCUAGAAUUGCUCCAGUCUUCAAUGAAAGAGAGCAGAGGCGAUUGUCCAGUGAUAGGGCUUUGAACCCUAGUAUUUCUGGAACGGGUUCUCCAUGUUUAUCCCGGAGAGCAAAAGAUCUAAUGAGUUCUUUGAAGAAGAACUAUUCAGAGCCGUCUGUUGAAAGUACUCCUUAUGACGUAAAAAGUUCUGCUAUCUCAAAGUUGUCAGCUGCUGUCAAAACUGUGCGAUUUAAUUCAAAUAGAAAUUCCACACCUCAGAGGAGACAGAGCACUCCAUUAAAGAUGUCCAAUGCUGGUUCUACCCGUGAACUGCUUCCAGUGACACAUACACCAGUUAGCCGACCGUCCAAGUCAAUGCGUAGAACUUCUCUUCCUUUAUCAACAAAAGCUGGGAAGUUGGAGUCACCUUACAAACAUAAUGUUGGUCUUCUUCACCAAGUGAAGUCUCCGGAUGUCUCUGUGAAUGCUCCAAGAAUUGACAAGAUGGUUGAUCCCUUGGCUUCUUCAGAAGACCCUCUUUUGCCCAUCCAGAGAGCUUCACCGAGAUCUGUUCAGUUAUCUUCCCCUUCACCAUGCUAUAGUGACUGGUCGUUCACAAAAGACAAAUGUACAGUAAAGGUUGUUGACAGAAGCUUUCCCAAGCCACCUUUAAUUGACCCUAUUCAUGGAAUUGCGCAGAUUGGAAGUGAAUGUUCAGAACAUAAUGCAACAACUGGUGCUUCAAGCCGGUCAUCUUCAGAAUCUCGUCCCCGGAGGUUUGACACCUCUUCUUACCAGCAACGUUCUGAAGCCUUAGAAGGAUUACUUGAGUUCAGUGCUCAACUAUUGCAGCAAGAGCGUUUAGAAGAGCUUACUGUGUUACUGAAGCCAUUUGGGCCAGAAAAGGUUUCUCCAAGGGAAACUGCUAUCUGGCUGACUAAGAGUUUCAAGGAGAAGGGAGUGUAAUUGUAACCUUCUACAUUUUCCUGCUUAACUGAACUAAUGAUGCAUGGAUUUUCAAAAGAGAAAAAAAAAAAAUCAGAAUGCACACGGGGAAACUGUACAACAUGAAUAACCUGUUCAUGAGAAGCAUAAAGGAAAAUUACUUUUCAAUUGGUUGUCUGGGUCUUCGUUGUAAUGCGAUGCUAAAUGAAUAAGACCAUUAGAAUCGGGGAUGAGUAAUAAUGAACUACAGUCGAGGCUACA
Messenger RNA from Nicotiana attenuata, 2351 nucleotides. RefSeq names its product serine/threonine-protein kinase Nek2-like. The coding region runs from base 285 to 2111 and encodes 608 amino acids. The record is from RefSeq and is a predicted model, not a curated record. Gene Ontology annotation, molecular function: protein kinase activity; ATP binding. Gene Ontology annotation, biological process: protein phosphorylation. Lineage: Eukaryota; Viridiplantae; Streptophyta; Magnoliopsida; Solanales; Solanaceae. The transcript has 15 exons.